CGUGUCCAUGUACCUCGUACAUUUUGCAUAUGCGCAUCCUUGUCCACAAAGCCUACACCCAUGGGAAUGGCAGUCGAGGCAGCGCGGAAGAGCGUACUGAGUAACGAACGAAUCUAUGAUUCAAGUGACGAGGACGAGAGCGAACCUUCCUCUGAGCAGGAAAUUCCAAACCAAAAGUCGAAAUCAUCUCAACUGAAGACCCCGAAUGGGAUCAAGACUACGUCGCGGAAGACCAGUCGGAAUCUGCCGUCUUCGGAUGGGACAACUCCUACAACAGCAUCAGAUAACGACACCGACGAAGAUAAGGACGAAGAACAAGAGGGAAGUCAGAAGCCUAGUAGCGAGGUAGAAGACGAGGAUGAGGAGGAGGCAGAUGAUUCCGACAGGGAGUCAGCAUUGAGUUCGAAUUCUUCAUCUAGCCGAAAGAGACCAUCCCCAAGAAGUCCAGAGACCCCGUCAAGCAAGAGGGUUAAGACUACCACAAGAGACCAAGUCAGCAUCCCUCCCAAACCCUUCAGACCGCCCAAAGGCUACGAACCGCUCACGUGGUCGGCAUCGGACUAUGCGUCCGACAUGGAUCUCUUCGACGAUUUGUCCAAUAAACAAAUCUGGCACAUUUCUGUACCCAGUUCCGUCUCCAUCGACUCCAUCAAAGAGCUCGACAUCGAGGCGGUGCUGAGGGGACAACCGAUCCUGAGUCGGAAUGGCGUCGACUACGGCAUGAACCCUCUGCCGUCCAAGGACGAGGUCAUCCUCCUGCCUCGCGGCUCCGACGGGAAGUACCAACAAUGCUCCGCGAAGAUUGAAAGGAGCUUCCACAUGCGGGAGCUCGACACGACCAAGUCCAAAUCUCAGCCAAAGGCGGCUACACCGGUGGUCUUCACAGCGACGCAGACCGGCGCCCCCAAGCAAAUCCGAAAACAGCCCGAAGGACUCAAGAUGCGCUACGUGCCCUAUGGCGUCUCUCCGUCACCGAGGAGCCAAGAAGAAGAUGUGGAGAUGCGUGAUACAUUGCGCAUUCCACCCGACGUCGACGACCAGACGUCUUCCUCCCCAGCACAGUCUAGAAAAGCACGACCGAAACAGACCAAUGGAGAACGAGGCAACGAAAAGAGUCCGGAGAAGAAGCUGCGGGGUGCAGACACGCCAGCCUCGAGCGAGAAGAAGAAGAAAAAGAAGCGGAGGCUGGUAGAUGAGCAGGUGUUGUAGGAAGGAAGGGGGUGAGCAAAGAUGGGCCGGCUGAUAGAUUUCCCUUGGCUGGUGCUGAUGGGUGUUGGAUGGGCAAGCGAUCUUGUAUCUCCGUAUAAUAGCACAGUAGGUGACUAUUCUCAACGCGGUAUUGUGAUGCUAUGCUCCACCGUAAUCCCAGACCCUGCAGGCCUGGC
This is a messenger RNA of Cladophialophora immunda, 1385 nucleotides long. RefSeq lists its product as uncharacterized. The record is from RefSeq and is a predicted model, not a curated record. The transcript has a single exon. Gene Ontology annotation, biological process: transcription by RNA polymerase I. The coding region runs from base 61 to 1209 and encodes 382 amino acids. NCBI's taxonomy places the organism in Eukaryota, Fungi, Ascomycota, Eurotiomycetes, Chaetothyriales, Herpotrichiellaceae.